This is a messenger RNA of Gavialis gangeticus (Gharial), 4932 nucleotides long. RefSeq names its product Fanconi anemia complementation group I (gene FANCI). Gene Ontology annotation, molecular function: DNA polymerase binding. The record is from RefSeq and is a predicted model, not a curated record. The coding region runs from base 1 to 4017 and encodes 1338 amino acids. Gene Ontology annotation, biological process: DNA repair. The transcript has 36 exons. NCBI's taxonomy places the organism in Eukaryota, Metazoa, Chordata, Crocodylia, Gavialidae.
AUGGAGCCGAGUAGCCCGGGGGCGGUGGGGCCAGGCCAGGCCCCUGCUCGGGACUCGCAGCCGGGCGCGCCGGUGGCGGAGCUGGAGCUGGAUCCGGCGCUGACGGGACAGGAGGCGGCCGCCCUGCUGCGGGGCAUCUUCCGAGCCUCCCCGUGCUCCCAGCCCGGCGGGGUGCUCCGGAGGCUGCAGGCCUACAAGCGCUGCGUCCGGCUGGUGGAGUCGGGGGAGCUGCCCUCGGACCGCGCCUCCGAGACCAUCGGGCUGCUGAUGCUGGAGGCCCAUCACUUGCCGGGCUCUGCCUUGGCUGAACUGGCCACUCUGUUUGUUGAGCUCAUCAAAGGAGGUAACCUGUCUAAUGCGAAGUCCUUGGAGCUGUUUUCCACACUUCUUACCAGGUUGGCUUCCUUGAAGGAAAGCUUGGCCUAUGGGAAAGGUGAACUGACUGGGGAAGAGUUUAAGAAGCAGCUGAUCAAUACCCUCUGCUCCAGCAGAUGGGAUCAUCAGUGUGUAAUUCCUCUCACCAACAUGUUCAGAGAUGUCCCACUAAGUGCAGAAGAGCUCCAGUUUGUGGUGGAAAAAGUCCUGAGGAUGUUCUCCAAGGUUGACCUACAGGAAAUUCCUCCCCUGGUUUACCAGCUGCUGCUUCUCUCUGCCAAGGGCAGUAAGAAGGCUGUUUUGGAAGGAAUCAUUACUUUUUUCAAUCAGUUGGAUAAGAAACAAAAAGAAGAGCAGCAGGUUCCUGAGUCCAAGGAUCUCGAAGUAGCCACAGUGCCUCUAGACCAGCUCCGACAUGUGGAAGGCACCGUCAUUCUGCAUAUUGUCUCAGUUAUCAGCCUAGAUAAGGACCUAGGCAAAGAGCUAAUUAAACACCUAAAGGCUGAGCAGCAGAGAGAUCCUGGCAAGGCCCUGUGCCCUUUCAGCGUGGCUCUUUUGCUCUCGGUGGCAGUAAAACACAAAUCGGAAGAGCGGGUUUUUGACUUCCUGAAAGCAUCGAUAAUGAAGAGCUGCAAGGAUCAGCAGUUAAUCCAGGGCUCAAAAUUCCUGCAGGAUUUGUUUCCUCAGCAGUAUGAUGUAUCUGCCAUAAUUCUGGAAGUGGUAGAAAAUAGUGCUUUUGGCUGGGACCUUGUUACUCAGGGGCUGAUGAGUCUUGGUUUCAGUCUAAUGGAAUCCUAUGAGCCAAAAAAGUUCUUAGGAGGAAAAAUUGCUGAAGCAAGUUGUGGCCUUUCCAAAAUGCCAGCCCAGCAGCAGGCCUGCCGGCUAGGAACUAAUAUCCUCCUGGAAACCUUUAAGGUCCAUGAAUUGAUCAGAAGUGAGAUUCUGGAGCAAGUUCUGAACAGAGUUAUCACAAAUGCAGCUUCUCCGAUCAGCCACUUCAUAGACUUGCUGUCCAACAUCGUUGUGUCUGCUCCCCUUGUCCUUCAAAAUUCAUCCUCCAAAGUGACUGAGACCUUUGAUAAUUUGUCCUUUCUGCCUCUUGACGUGGUACAAGGGCUGCUUAAGGCUGUACAGCCCCUGCUCAAAGUCAGCAUGUCAGCAAGGGAUUGCCUGAUACUUGUUCUCCGAAAAGCCAUCUUUUCCAGGCAGUUGGAUGCCCGUAAAGCUGCAGUUGCUGGCUUUUUGCUUCUACUGAAGAAUUUUAAGAUUCUGGGCAGUUUGACCUCGUCCCAGUGCAGCCAGGCCAUUGGUGCCAGUCAGGUCCAGGCAGAUAUUCAUGCCUGCUAUAAUUCUGCCGCUAAUGAGGCCUUUUGCCUGGAAAUCCUGGGCAGCCUGAAACGAUGCUUGAGUCAGCAGGCUGAUGUCCGGCUCAUGCUUUAUGAGGGUUUCUAUGAUGUCCUCCGCAGAAACUCACAGCUGGGAAACUCCAUAAUGGCAACACUGUUGUCUCAGAUAAAGCGCUAUUAUGAGCCACAGCCAGACCUGCUGCCCCCACUCAAACUUGAGGGAUGCAUCGUGGCUCAAGAAGACCAAAUCUUCCUGCAGGAACCACUGGCCCAUCUGCUUAGCUGCAUCCAGCACUGUCUAGCCUGGUAUAAGAGCACCAUGCACAUGUGUCCAGGACCUGUGGAGGAAGAUGAUGAUGAGGAGGAGGACAGUGUAGGAUUCCUGGAAAACCUUGAGGAGAUUCUGGACUCUAUCACACGGCGGAUGAUCAAGAGUGAACUGGAGGACUUUGAGCUGGAUAAAUCAGCGGACUUUUCCCAGUCUUCUGGUGUUGGCGUGAAGAACAACAUCUAUGCAAUAUUGGUGAUGGGAGUCUGUGAGGUCCUGAUCGAGUACAACUUUAGCAUAGGGAACUUUAGCAAAAACAAGUUUGAAGAGGUUCUAGGUCUGUUUCAAUGUUACAACAAACUCUAUGAGAUCCUGAAGGAAAAAGCUGGGAAGAAUAAGUCUGCUUUGCUCAAUAAAACCCCACGAAGCUUCCUGUCCAUGAGCUUUGUAUCCACUCUGCUCACAGCUUUGUUCAGGGACAGUGCCCAGAGCCAUGAGGAGAGCCUGGCAGUCCUGCGCUCCAGCAGUGAGUUCAUGCGUUAUGCUGUGAGUGUUGCACUGCAGAAGGUGCAACAGCUGGAGGAGACGGGGCAAACGGAUGGACCCGAUGGGCAGAACCCUGAGAAGAUGUUCCAGAACCUCUGCAAGAUCACUCAGGUCCUAUUGUGGCGAUACACCUCCAUCCCAACUGCGGUUGAAGAGUCUGGCAAGAAGAAGGGCAAGAGCAUCUCGCUGCUAUGCUUGGAGGGUUUGCUGAAGAUAUUUAAUUCAGUGCAGCAGCUUUACAGACCUAAGAUGCCCCAGUUCUUAAGGGCCCUGGAUGUUACUAAUGACGAGGGAGAAGAAGUGGAAAUCAAUGUCAUGGAGAAAGCUGCCUUCCAGAUCCGACAGUUUCAGAGGUCUCUGGUGAACCAACUCGGCAGUGCGGAAGAUGACUUCAACAGCAAGGAAGCCCUGUCGCUUGUGACUCUUCUCUCCACUUUGUCCAAGCUCUUGGAGCCCUCUUCUUCACAGUUCACACAGUUUUUCUCCUGGACCGUCAAAAUUUGCAAGGAAAACCACCUGGAGGAUGCCCCUUGCUGUAAGGCCCUGCUGACCUUGCUCUUCAACCUUCACGUUCUCUACAAGAGCCCUGUCGGCCUUCUGCGUGAGCUUGCCCAGGAUAUCCACGCUCACCUUGGGGACAUAGAUCAGGACAUAGAAGUGGAGGACCGGUCCCAUUUUGCCAUUGUGAACUCCAAGACAGCAGCCCCUACUGCCUGCCUGCUGGUCCUGGCUCAAGCAGAGAAGGUCCUUGAAGAGGUGGAUUGGCUGAUCAAGAAACUUAACCAUUUGGGAUCAGAGACUUCCGAAGACUCUUCUCAGACAUCAAACCAGAUCCAGUCCCUGGAGAAGGCCAUAAUCCUGCAGCUGGGGACACUGCUGACUGCUUAUCACGAGCUGGUGCAGACAGCCCUCCCUGCAGGGAGCUGUGUGGACACUCUGCUGAGAAGCCUCAACAAGACCUACACUAUCCUCACCUCCCUUGUCAAACACUAUCUCCAAGUUUGCCGCAGUGCCCCAGGCACGAUUCCAGGGAGGCUAGAGAAGUUGGUGAAGCUCUCAGGUUCCCAUUUGACUCCACAGUGUUACUCCUUCAUCACCUACGUACAGAACAUCCAUAGCGAAAGCCUAAGCUUUGCAGAAGAGAAGAAGAAGAAGAAGAGAGAGGAUGAAAGUGCUGUAGUUGCCACAGUCAUGGCCAAGGUGCUUCGGGAAAGCAAGCCAAUCCCAAACCUCAUCUUUGCCAUCGAGCAGUAUGAGAAGUUUCUUAUCCAUCUCUCUAAGAAGGCAAAGGUGAACCUGAUGCAGUACAUGAAGCUGAGCACCUCCAGGGACUUUCGCAUUAGCACGUCCACAUUGGAAAGCACGCUGCAGGAGCACAACACGGAGGAGGCUGAGAAUGAGCCAGACACCAACCAGACUGGUACAGCUGAGCAAGCCAGUGAGAACCAGGAACCCCAAAAGAAGAGACAGCGAAAAAAAUAGGCCUCCUUGGGCAAGGAACUCUCACUUAGCACAGCUGGCACUGACUGGACUGUUGUAGGCACAAAGAUUGCUCUGGUACUCCAAGCUUAUGCUCAGGACCCCUCUGGGGGGCUGUGUUGGCUCUCAGCUGCACAGGCAAAGGAAGGUGGAUUUUAGAACAGGUGGCAUUCGGUAGACUGGGAAUCGCUCCAGAAGCUUGUCUCUGCCCUUAACCUGUGCUGCUGUUACAGGGCCCCCUCCCCAGCCUUGGUCCUUCACAUCAGAGCAGAAAAGAAGCGUCAAGUGGCCUGGCUCAGGGCCAGGAGACCUGCCCUGUGAAAACCACAAGCAUCAGUACUCCCUGCAAAUAUGACAGCUGGCUGGAGCCUCCACUAUCUGUCCCCAGUUUCAUUUAUUUUUCUCCAGUGAGCCUCUGGUUAUUUCAAGAAGCUGAUAUAUAUCGAGAGCUUCACCUGCAAGAGAGUUGAAUGUUGUUAAUUCCUUCCAGCCUAGGCACUUUUCUGCUUUGGCUUUGUUUUGAAAAGAGCAGCCCCCCCUUCCCCUGAUUUACAGCAUUUAGUACAGAAGCCCUAAAAUGCCCUCUGUUGCAGAAUACAAGACCUCUGCCCUGGGGUAAAGGACAGAACCCAGAAGCUGCCUGAGUGGGAAAUUAACUUCCCCUCCGUGCUGAGCUGGGAGGCUGAGCUGUGUAAAGCUGCUAGGAUCACAUAAAAAGGGUGAAAGCAAGACAGCUGUUGGACUUCUCGGGCUUGGCCACUGUUCUGUUGUAUUUCUGCCAACCUUGCUGACAUGCACUUGGCAAUUUUACUUUCCUCGGUUCAGAGGGAGAAUCCCCCUUCUUACCACUACAGCUGAAGUCUUUUCCUUAAGAAUGCACUUUGCUUUUUCCCCCAAUAAAGGUUCAUUAAAAGGAAA